Molecule: messenger RNA, 861 nt
Organism: Rotaria sp. Silwood1
Lineage: Eukaryota; Metazoa; Rotifera; Eurotatoria; Philodinida; Philodinidae
Source: the annotation of a GenBank genome assembly
AUGUUAUUAUCUUUUAAUGAUGACAUUUAUAUUGGAUUGGAACAUAAUUGUACUCAAGACCCAUCAUGGCUAGCAGAUUAUGUAAUUGAAAAUUUAAUUGUUAUUCAACAAGAAAAAUGUAAACAAAAAUUUCAAUUAUUGUGCCUAUGCAUUAAAUUUGAAAUUGAAAAUGAUCGUUUAUUUCCAGACCUACCCGAAAUUCCAACUAGACGAAUUCUUCAUUUCAUCAAUGAUACGAUUGAUUUACAUUCGAUGCAAUCUGUCUUAAAAGUUGCAAAUGAUAAAUACAAAGUCGAUGAAUUGAUUGAUGCUACAAUAAAAUUAAGACAAUAUACAGCAAAUGAUAUUUUACAAUUAUGGGAAGAUUUCACACAUCAAAAUCAAUCGGUUGGCCCAAUUCUCAUAUCUAAAAUUAAUUAUAUUCGAUCAAAUUCAUUUUAUUAUGAAAUAGACAAAAUCUCAGACCAUUAUUCUGUUCGUUUGAUAAUAAUUGGAUUAGAACAUGCACGUUCUCGAUCAAAAGUACAUUUAAACUUACGUGUAGGAGAAUAUGGUAAUUCUUGUUUCACUGAUCAUAUGGAAGAAUUGUCUAUUCGAUAUGAAUCGGAUACUGAUGAACAGCGUUCAGUGACAUUCCUAGGUCCAGAAUUAUUUGAAUUUCAUAUAGACAAAUGGGGUUAUAUAUGUAAAGGAUCGACAUAUCUUGAUCGAGGUUCAAGUACUUCUUAUCAAUAUUCACCAGGUCUUCUCAUUUGCUUAUUCAUUAUGAUGGUCCAUCCUGAUUAUCGAGCACAAUUUAUCAAAUAUUUAAAAAGUCUUGAAAUUCGUUUAUUGAAACCAUUCUUGCUUAGCAAACAUUAA